AACAAAAUUGCAAAAACACAAACUAGCAGCUAAGAUUAGUUAUACUUGAUCGGUAACGACGGAAAACUAAAGAGAAACCCGGCAAUUGGUGGGGGUUGACCUCAUCACUACCGUUAGUAGCCAUUUGUAAAAUCAAUUAAAGCUACCGAAGGUGUUGGGCUUACAUCGUCAGAUGUUAAUCGUAGUCUUGGCUUCGCAGCAGUGGGAAAUCGCAAUUGAAGGUUAUGGAUUUUACUGUCGGAAAUUGCAGUCAAACACUCUUCAACUGUCGAAGUUGAACUCAACUUGAGCUCGAUGCAGCUGGAACUUGGAUGAGUCAAGAACGAAGAAGCUUUAGGAUUUGAAAGUAUAUACGAUUUUUAUUUCUUUUUAUCCGCAAAGCCUCUUGGGUCUCUGUCGGACUAAUCCAACUGACUGGUUCAAUCCGGUUUUUUAAAUCAUGGACAUGGUUAUUGAAUUAUUAUUUUGGAGUAAGGACGGGAGUGUAAUAUGUGCUACAAACAUGGAACAAAAUUUUUGAUGAUUGCGGCCUUGGAUAUAGAAGCAUUUUACUUCUUUAUUCUGUGACAGCUGACAUUCUUAGCCCAGCUUCGUUGCCACAAACAACCCUUUGUCUCUUCCUUGGAAUUACAGUUCGAAGAGAAGCAUACUGAAUCAAGCAAUCUCUUUCCUCUUUCCCAAGAAAAAGGAGAUCUAGAAGUAGCAUUAUUUCUAUUAUAACGAAGUUCAAAGUCGUACACUUACCAAAAUAAGAUUUGAGACAUAACUCUCCAUCUUCCUUGAGAUAGUUUCAUGAGCAUAAAUUCUCACUUUGCUGAGACGCCAUUGUUGAUACUUGAGAGUCUUGGUUAAGAAACCUUCUGUCUAUAAAUCUUCAUGUGAAACUAAUUGAAACUCCAUCACCAUUCCAGCAAUUUUUCUGUAACAAAGGCCGAAGGCAAUGCAUGCUGUCAAUUGCUGCUUCUUUUUCAAGAGAAUUUUCAGGAUCAAGGCGGCUGAACCUCCCAAUGAAGUCAAAGAAAUUUUUGACAAAUACGCUUCAGAACAAGGCACCAUGACCGUUGAUGAUCUGCACAAAUUUAUGGUUGAAUUUCAGGGGGAGACUGACACCACAAAAGACCGUGCCCAAGAAGUCUUCAAUAGUGUCAGGCACCUUAACAUCUUCCAUCGCAGAGGCCUCCAUCUUCAAGCCUUUUUUCGUUAUCUCUUAGGCGACCAUAAUCUUCCUCUUCCUUCCCAGGUGCACAAUGACAUGGAUUCUCCGUUGGCGCAUUACUUUUUAUUCACAGGACAUAACUCUUACUUAACUGGAAAUCAACUCAGCAGUGAUAGCAGUGUUGAGCCAAUCAUAAAGGCUCUGAAUAAGGGUGUACGAGUGAUUGAAUUGGAUCUCUGGCCGAAUACCGAGAAGAAUGAUGUCAAAGUUUGCCAUGGAGGGACAUUGACUGCUCCAGUGGACCUUAUCAAAUGUUUGCGAGCUAUUAAGGAUCAUGCAUUCGAUGCUUCUGAAUAUCCUGUUGUUAUAACUUUUGAAGAUCACCUUACAGCAGAUCUUCAAGCUUCAGUCGCGAAGAUGGUGACUAACACAUUCGGGAAUAUGCUGUAUUACCCUGAUUAUGAAGAUGAAUUUCCUUCACCACAUUUUCUGAAGAAAAAAAUUCUGAUUUCAACCAAACCACCAAAAGAGUACCUUGAAGUUCAGGAUGGUAAAGGAAAUUUGCAGAGGUCGAGAACGGAAUCAAUGAAAGGAACUCCACAGAUGGAGAAGACAUAUUCUAAAAGUUUAUCCGAUGAUGCAAAAGAUAAGCAGGAUCAGGUUGAUGAGGCAGAAUUCAUUGAGGAAGAAGAUGAGGAAAAAGCAGCCCCUCAAUAUAGAAACUUGAUUGCAAUUCAUGCAACAAAACUGAAAGGUGGAUUAGAGAGCUGGCAAGGCCUUAAACUGAGCAAAGUUAAACGUCUUAGCAUGAGUGAGCAACAGCUUGAAAAUGCUGUAAAGACACACGGAAAGGAAAUUAUCAAAUUCACUCAGAAGAACAUAUUGAGGGUAUAUCCGAAGGGCACACGCAUUUUCUCAUCUAAUUACAAUCCUUUUGUGGGAUGGGCACAUGGAGCUCAGAUGGUUGCAUUUAAUAUGCAGGGAACUGGGAAACAUCUUUGGAUAAUGCAAGGAAUGUUCAGAGCCAAUGGGGGCUGCGGUUAUGUAAAAAAGCCUAACUUUUUGUUGAAGCCUAAUCCAAAGCAUGAUUUUUUCAAUCCCAGUGAGCCUUUACAACCCCAGAAAAUUCUUAAGGUUAAAAUCUACCAGGGAGAGGGUUGGCAUUUGGAUUUUCCCCCCCAAGCCUUCGACCGAUAUUCUCCACCAGACUUCUUCAUAAAAGUUUCCAUGGCUGGGGUGCCAGCCGAUGAACUCAAACAUAAAACAAGAAGAGUUACAGAUGAGUGGGUACCAUCAUGGAACGAGGAGUUCGAAUUCCCACUAACUGUUCCGGAUUUAGCUGUGCUUCGACUUCAGGUGUAUGAUUACGACACUUCUGGGCAAAAUGACUUUGCAGGGCAAACAUGUCUGCCUGUAUCAGAAUUGAAAACUGGGAUCAGAGCAGUUCCAUUGCAUGAUAAAAAAGGGACUCCGUACAAAUAUACUAGGCUUCUUGUGCAAUUUGACUUCGAAAAUUAAUCUCAUAAAAUCGCUUUUUUUUCUAUCAUACUGAAUUUUCAACAUUGAUGCUGAUGUACGAUCUGAUGUAAUGAAAAUAAAUAUUGCUUCACU
Mangifera indica (mango) is the source of this 2767-nucleotide messenger RNA. RefSeq names its product phosphoinositide phospholipase C 2-like. Lineage: Eukaryota; Viridiplantae; Streptophyta; Magnoliopsida; Sapindales; Anacardiaceae. Gene Ontology annotation, molecular function: phosphatidylinositol-4,5-bisphosphate phospholipase C activity. Bases 941 to 2674 code for a protein of 577 amino acids. The record is from RefSeq and is a predicted model, not a curated record. The transcript is spliced from 10 exons. Gene Ontology annotation, biological process: lipid metabolic process; phosphatidylinositol-mediated signaling.